AUGGAUUCAGAUGAAAGGGGUGCAGAAAUCCAUGUUGUGGUGGUGCCUCUCCUCGCACAGGGUCACUUGAAUCAGCUCCUGCAUUUCUCCACAGCCAUAGCCGGACGAGGACUAAGCGUAACGUUCGUAGCCACCUCCACCCAUAUUCACCAGGUUCGCCACCGUUUUCAAGGUUGGGACCUUCAAAAGUUCAACAUUCGUUUUGAGGAACUGCCCAUACCAGAACUGCCAGAUGGGGAGCCCAGCGCUCAAAACACUCGUAUGUUUCCCAUACAUUUGGCUUCUGUAUUUGAUUGUGGGGAUCUCCUACGCCCUCAAAUGGACAACUUUCUAUGCAAAAUAUGUUCCUACAAUAACAAGUCAGUCGUGAUGGUGUACGAUAUGCAUAUGGGGUGGGUUCAGCCAUUAGCUGACAAGUAUGAAAUUCCAGCCUAUAAAUUCAUACCUGUGGGAAUUUAUCCCGCACUCUGGUUUACCGAUAAACGGAUCGGCACUGAAUUUGCAGGGUUAGGGUUUUCGAGUCUUAAAGUGCCGCUAUUCCGGACCAUAACGGAGCAACAUUUGAGGUUCUUGGAGCACCAAGAAUCGUUCCUCGGGCCUGAUAAAGGAACAAUCCUCAACAGCUUCCCAGAGAUUGAAGCUCCAUUCAUUGACUUGGCCAAGGAGAGGAAAGUUUUCGGCGACAACCCCGUGUGGACAGUGGGUCCUCUCCUACCCCUGCAAUUGUCUAGUGAGGACCUGCCCAUGGAGUUACGGACGGAUUGUGACUGCACGAGAUGGUUAGACAACCAUCCUCCAGCGUCCGUUUUAUACGUCUCUUUUGGCAGCGUUUCUUCUUUGCCCACAGAACAAAUCCAGGAAGUGGCAGUGGGAUUGGAGCGCAGUGGACAACCUUUCGUGUGGGUACUUAGGUCCUCCGACACAUCCCGUUUUUCCGUGGAAGCGAAUUCGAAUUCGAAUGGGAUAUGUGAGUUUCUGCCGGAAGGGUACGAGAGCCGAAUACGAGGACGCGGCUUUAUUGCGACCAACUGGGCGCCUCAGCUUGAGAUACUGUUCCACAACUCCACGGGAGGAUUUUUAACACAUUGUGGGUGGAAUUCGACGGUGGAGAGUAUCUGCGCAGGAGUGCCCAUUGUCGCCUGGCCUCUGCAUUCUGAUCAGUUCGCCAAAGCUAAGCUUUUAGCUUGUGAGUUGAAGAUAGGUGUGGAAAUGAAGGAAUGGAGUAAUACAGAGAAGUACGAGAUGGUAAGUGCGAAGGAGGUCCAAGUGGCCGUGAAACGAUUGAUGGUGAGUGAGGAGGGAACGCAAAUGCGGAAGAGGGCGCAGGAUUUGAGAGCUCAAACCCGGAUGGCGAUUGCGGAUGGAGGCUCUUCGUCCGACCAAUUCGAUUCCCUUAUCGAUCACUUCUCCCAACAAAGCAGGAGGUCCAUUGGUUAG
Messenger RNA from Cryptomeria japonica (Japanese cedar), 1437 nucleotides. Its product is annotated as zeatin O-xylosyltransferase-like. The coding region runs from base 1 to 1437 and encodes 478 amino acids. The record is from RefSeq and is a predicted model, not a curated record. Lineage: Eukaryota; Viridiplantae; Streptophyta; Pinopsida; Cupressales; Cupressaceae. Gene Ontology annotation, molecular function: UDP-glycosyltransferase activity. The transcript has a single exon.